Corvus hawaiiensis (hawaiian crow) is the source of this 8511-nucleotide messenger RNA. It is a transcript of the gene STN1, whose product is annotated as STN1 subunit of CST complex. Gene Ontology annotation, molecular function: single-stranded telomeric DNA binding. The coding region runs from base 804 to 1895 and encodes 363 amino acids. Gene Ontology annotation, cellular component: chromosome, telomeric region; DNA replication factor A complex; CST complex. Gene Ontology annotation, biological process: DNA replication; telomere capping; double-strand break repair via homologous recombination. The record is from RefSeq and is a predicted model, not a curated record. Lineage: Eukaryota; Metazoa; Chordata; Aves; Passeriformes; Corvidae. The transcript is spliced from 11 exons.
GUGCUCGUCCCUCCCUCUGUCCUGUUUCCUUUUAGUCCGCUGUGUGCCGUUACGGGAGGGGCGUGUGGCAGAGGGACCCUUUAUCCUCUGAUCCCGGAGGACACCCCGCGCCUGUCUCCCUGCCGCUCCUCUGUCCCGUGUAGGGAGGGUGUCACCAGCUCUGUGGCAGAGGUGAUGUUCCCUAGGCAGGGGGGACAGCUUCCUCUCAGUGCUGGCUGGGUGAGGGGCUCCCUCUGUGUGUCAGGAGCGCUGUGUGGGCAGGUAGUGCCUUCUCGGGGGCUUGGGCUUGGACGUGGUGCUCUGAGGAAGGUGUUGAUAGCAAACGUUGGAAGACUUUUUCUUUUGUUUGCCGUCCAGUGCUGUCCCUAGACCUGCUACUGGUUUAUCUUCUGUCAUGGCAGGAUGUGAUGUUCUUGUGCUGCCCGUUUGGUAUCUUCGGCAUCUUAUUUAAUCACUGGAACAGGCUUGAAUUUCCUUAUCUCACAACCUUCUCUUCCCGCAAGUGAUUCCUUCCUCACCCUGAAGUAUAAUUGUAUUUUAAUAGUUGUGUUGUGUACAUGCCACCAAAUGUGAGGUGUUUCCUCACUUGAAAGCAAGAGGCGUUCUCGUUGCCUGGAUUAGGGGCAAUUAGCAGACAUGGGGACAGAGUUCGGGCUGUGACAGGCAAGAAGUCGAUCCAGCAGCUGAGGCGAUGCUGAGACCUCAGGGACAUCUGACGGUUGCUUUGUCUGUAGCAGGAAUGACUGACCUGUGGAGCAGUUUUUGACAGCCACAGUUUGUGGCCUAAUAUAUUCAAGUUUUGGAUGCAGUCUGAAUCCAAGAAAUAUGAAGAAGAGAUGCCUUCUCUGCACUGGGGGAUAGAUCCUGUAUUUUCUGCAUUUGCAAGACUCUAUAUUAAAGAUAUUACAGAAAUGAGAGAAUCUAAACAGGUGCCAGGUAUAUUCUUUUAUAAUGGACAUCCAGUAAGACAGGUGGAUGUUGUUGGGAUAGUGGUUCAAACGAAGGAGCGAGAGGCCUUUUAUAAUUAUGGAGUGGAUGAUAGUACUGGAGUUAUAAAUUGUGUCUGCUGGAAAAAUCCCAUGGUAGCAGAAACACCUUUAUCAGGUCAUCCAAGCACACCCAGCAGUCUCACUGUGUUUGAACAGAUGAAGAAACUUCAAGAAAUAGUGAGCCAGAAAACCAAGCUGGAGAUUGGGGAUGUUGUCAGGGUCAGAGGUCACAUCCGAACCUAUAGGCAGCAAAGAGAAAUUCAGGCUUCAUGUUUUUAUAAAGUGGAUGAUCCUGUGUGUGAUGUCCAGAUUUCAAGAAUGCUGGAGCUCCCCUGUCUCUAUAGAGAAGUUUAUGACAAACCUUUCAAGGGCCCUGAAGAAAUACAGAGUGGCCUGGAGGGUCAGAGUUUCUCAAUCCAUAUGCUGCAUGAGAAAGUGCAAGGCUUUCUAUUAGAAAACAAAAUUCAGACCUUUUACCAGCAGGAGCUGGAGACUGUUGAUUCUCUGGUGUCUCUGGCUGGUGUGCAUCUACCCAGCCCCAGCUGUGAGGAGGUGAAGUCAGAAAGUAACUCCAGUUCCAAAAGGAUUCACAGUGUUUUUAAGGAAGCAAUAAAGAUGCUACAAGAAAAAGGAGUGGUUUUCCAGAAACGUAGUAGCUCCAAGGACUUAUACCAUGUGACUGACCAUGAUAAGGAGCUGUUUAAAGUGACCCUUGAUGUGAUUAAAGAAGACUGUCGAAAACCCAGGCAUGCUGAAAAAGGCUGCCAUUUCCUUCAUGUCCUGAGUUGUGUUCGGCAGAGCUACAACCCCUCUCUGGAUGAAGUGGUGAUGCACCGUGUCUUGGAACUACUGGAGAGUAACAGUGAUGUUAUCAGCACUAUGGAAGGGUAUUUUAUGGUAUUUUAAAGAGAAAAGAUAACAAGGAGAGGUUGAGAGACUGUGAGAAGCUGUCAUUAGCUGGUAUGAUCUAGAUGGGGAUAAAAAGAGCCUUCUGAUUCUCCAGAUGCUGGUUUUGUCCAGCUUCAGAGAAGUUGUUCAAAUACUUGUUUUAAUAUUCUUGCUGACUUCCUUGCUAUUCCUAGUGAAAGGUAUCAGACUGAUUCUGGACAUUCUCAUCUAGCAGGGGAACUGAAAAAGAAACUGGGCUCUUUUCUUGGAGUAGGAUGAGGUAUUGGCCAUCCUCACAUCUGCAUCCAGUGGGCCUAAAGAAAAGUCACUGCUCAAGAUCACUGUUUACAGCAGUGGUCAUCUCAGGAGAUUUUUUUUGGCUUAAAGACUGAUCUUGCACGCUUUCAUGUGGUAACAGCUGUGGAUCUUUCUUUUUAUGUGAACUUCGUAACACCUAGAGAAAGGACACACAAACAGAAGGAUUUGCCUGUCCUUCCUGGCCAGUGCUGGUGUACCUUUGUCUGUAAAUAUGUACUCCUCAAUCUGGACAGCUUUCCCACUACUAAAGCAGUCCUCACCUUUGUCCAUAAAGUAGUAUUCAGGAAUGGGGUUCUGCAUCCCUUCCCCAUCCUGCAGCCUUGCCCACUGGUUGCCAAGCAUGUCUGCAUUCCUCUGCAUUCCCAUCUGUGCUACUGAUGCCUGUUGUUGUAGUUUCUCUUCAGACCAGAAUUCUCAAAAUCAGCUACUGUUUUGCUGUUUCAGUUGCUUCCUACAUCACAAAUGGUAAAACAUAAAUUAGAUACUUUGGAAAAGAAAAUACAGAAGCCAUUGAGACCCACUGUAACCUCCUCUGCCUGCUGCCUUUUGUGCCUUUUAUUCUUUGUCACUUUUGUGGUAAAAUACUACCCAUAUCUGUGCUUGCAGAAGAACACAAGACAUAGAUGAAACAACGUUGGCCUAAAGCAGGUUACCAUGCAAGAUGUUUGAUCUGGAAUAAUCACAACUCUGUUAUGUGCAACAGUUAAAAAGCAAAGUUGUUCAAUAUUUAUCCUUAGAGAGAGCUUGCUGCUGCAGAGGCUUGUCUGUUUAAUUAAUCUGUUUAAUUUAUGGUGUGGAGGUGAGACCUUUAACUUGAAAAGCGUACAAAAGAUUGAAUUUAUCCUUCUUUCCUCUGCACCUUCCCUGUAAUAGUUGAAACAGCAGACUCCCAGGAGGCAGCUGUAGUGGUAAAGCCCUAUAAGGAUUGACAUAGCAGGGAAAAAUAAACCAUAUGCAUGAGGAAAGCCAGUGAGUAGCCCCAUGUGUGCCAGCUCUCUGGUUUGUUAUAUUAUCUGCCUCCCUCCAAGCCCUGGCUGCAGUGAGAUAUAGGCUAAGAGAAAGGCAUGACAAAAUAUUUGGCAUUUGCAUUCAGAGGCCUGUGGAAAACUCUGGCCUUAAAGAGGUGGUAAGUUUGUUCGCAGUAGAGAACUAUGUAUGAAUCAUUCAUUUGCUGUGUAUUCCGUACUUGCUGCAGGACUCAAGAGUUGGUUUCCUUACAGAUUUCCCUGCUCCUUACAUUGCUGCUCUGCUCUGAGUCAGGUACCUUCUAGUCAGAUCUUAAUAUGGGCCCUGAACAGGUGCUGAAGGGAUGUACCUGUGCAGAAGGAAACAGAAGAGGAUUAAGGAAGAGUUGUAGAGUGUUCCCCACUCCCUCCCCAUGCCCUGAAUAUCUCUCUCUGUAAAUCAGGGAAAGAAGGCAGAUUCUGAGUGAAGUGAUGCUGAGGGGAAUUGAAGCUUUAAUUUAUGUUUCUGAGAAGAUCUGGUUGGCCACAGGGGAGAUUUGCUUUUUAAAUUCAUGCUCUGAUUAUUGAUCAGUUUGAAGUGAUGCUUAAAAACAAGGGAUGGAAGAAGUAGCUUGGAAUAUUGAUUCCUAAAUUCAAAUUCACUUCAGGAGUUGCCCACAAUCAAGCAGUACAUAUGGUUAAGUUGCUUAUUUGGCACGAGUUUGAGGGUAUUUUAAAGGAAAGUACAAGGUGUUUUCAGACCAUGUGGAAAAGCAUGGCAUCUAAUUCCAGAGACUAGCUUGGCCAUUUUCUUAAAAUCUUCUGUGUCAGCAGAAGCUCAUUUUGCUGGGAAAGGGUUAAAGGAACAGUGCUAGCUCAGUGGGAAAGGUGAUCUCUUCUCUUAAGUCAGAAGAAAGACCCUGGUUCUCCUGAGGAUGACAGCUGAGUGUGUGGGCUGGAUGAGUUCUGGAAGGAAAAGAGAGUUUGGAGAUCAUGUUGCUCUUUAGGAUAUCUCUUUAAAAUUCAUACCAAAAUAGGUUUACAUCUUUGGGCUUUGCAGUUUGUAUAGUUACACAUGCAAAUUCUGUUGCCUCCAACUCCAAGGCUGCACUUCCUGUGUUUUAGAUGUGGUUUUUUGUGUAAAGUUUGCCUAAAAUCCCUGUCCACUGAUUUUCUACGCUUGGAGGUAGAAAGGGCAGACACUUGUAUCUGCAUCAGUCCUGCCCCUGUUGCAUUUCAAAAGCUCUGAACAACUGCAAAGCCUUGGAGAUGAGGUGGAAGGAACUUGUCUCAGGAAACACAGGUAAGUUAUUCUGGAAAGAACCUGUCCUUGGAAGUUUUUAAGUUGAUCCUUGCAGGGAGUGCUCGACUCUUGUGAUGGAGGGUGUGUUCUGAUGGUGUUCGCUCCCUAAGAACAGGAAAAAGGGAUUUUUCUCAGAUGAGCUGUCUCAGGGAAGUAAGAUGAAUAAACACAAGGGAGCCUACAGUUUUUACAAGAGAGAAAGGUUAAGCUAAAGUUAAUGGAGGAGUCUAGAUUUAAGCUACACAGAUUCUGAUUCUGCCUAUCUGUACAGAAUAGUUGUGUCUUAAGCUUGCAUGCUUUAUUUUUUCCACAGUAGCCACCCAGCCCAGGUUAACACUUACUCUGGUUGAGAGCAUUCCCUCCUGCACCUACAGGGAAUACAACAUGCACAUGCACAGCAGUACCCUGAGGAGCUGUGGGAGCACAGAGCUCACUGUUGGCUGAUUUACCCAUUCACUCAGUAUCUCUACAGUGUGCUUCUGUGACAGCAGUCUAGACAUACCCAUGUUGGUAUAAGUCACCUUUAUGUAAGUCUAACUACACACACUAGGGCUUUUACUGCAAAUAAACUGUCUCUCUGUUUAAAGAUCAUAUCCUUAACCAACAGAGUCAUAUCAUGCACACUGUUAAAAUUCUUAGACCACACCUACAAAAUAUUGUGCAGAGCAUUCAGUGAAAGCAUGCUUUCUUGUUUUGUUUAAUUUGAAAACUCGUUAGGCAACACAAUUAUUACUGGUUUAUUAAAGGACUUAGAAGGUAGCACAUUAAUGUAAAACUGCCAAGUGAGAAUUCAUGUUGUAGAACUGCUUCAUGGCCAGUUCCAGUUUCCAUAGCAACAGUUACGGCAGUAAAAGGUAGGUAAGGAAAAUGGAAUUUUUAAAAGCAGUUGGCAUUUCUAUGUUACCUUAAAAAGGUAAGUUUCCACAGAAAUGCAGCACCUGAGAACAAAAAUUACCUAAGAAUCUCAAUAUUCUAUUCUAGCAAAAUGCACAGUGAUUGCUUUUCUGGUGAGGAAACAAAGGAACAGCUUUACUUUUAGUCCCUGCCCUCUGCUUAUGUGAGAGAAGAGAUGAGGUUGCUUCAUGCCUCAGUUUCCCCCUUUUGUAAAUUGGGGAUAAUACAGCUCCCUGCAUAGGGCAUAAGCCUAAUUUUUUUUUGUAAUCCUAAUCAUUAAAAGUUCUAUGGGAGCAAUUAGAGAAGAACUCUGUGGCUAUGUGGGAGAGAGUGAAUGGAUAGAUGCUGGAGUGGGACUUAGGAAAAGUUGCUCUUGUAUUAGUACUAUUAGCUUUAUAUUUUUCUGCCUCUCUUUCCGUGCAUAUUGCCUUGCUUGUCUUGUCGUCUUGCUCUCCAAGGCCUAUGAGGCAAAGACGGUCUCCUUGUUUUUAUUUGUAUCAUAUUUUUCCUGGAAUCCUGUUUCCUCUUACGACUUCUAAGAUGACUUCAUAAAAAUAGAAAUCCAGAUAAUUGAGUUCUGAGUAUUCUUGUUCCAAAAUCUUUGGAUUGUAAAUUUGGACCCAUGAGGGCAUGCAUUUUACACAACCUACCUGGGAAAUGAAGAUCUACUUUCAAAGUAAUAAAUGACAAAGUUAAAUAUUAGCUACAUGACUAGAAGCUGUUACUGUUUUGGGUCUGUGUACACUUGCGGAUUCCAGUGAUGAACACCAUAAAUAGGAGUUGCUAAUUCAUUAUUCAAAGUGGGAAUUCAUCAAUGAGCAGCCAGUGAGGCAUGGAGCCACAUGGAGAAUUACGAGACAAAGUACUGGAAAUCUGUUUGUCAAAGAAAUGCAGUUUGGUUUACUUUGAGAGUAAGCUGAUCCUGUAGGGAAAAGAUGUGCCUAGCAAAGAUUUGUAUCUUUAUACUUACCUUUUAAUGGGAAGGGAGCAAGUUCAGAUCCCAUGGGCACCCUGAAUUUUGAAACUUCCUGUCAGUGCAGCGCUAUGUUCUUUAUUGCUGUCUUUCAGCACAGUCUCCAGUCCUACUGCCCCAACCCUCCAGGCUAGAGCAAAAAAAAAUGUUCAGCCACAAAGAUAAAAGAAUAGUUAUAGUAAUUGGUUACCAUCCUCCAGGAGUCCCAGCAUUACAGCAACAUUUUUGUGGAUCCUUGUGGGCAGCAGGGAAAUGCUGAGCCAGGGAUCUUGGGUUUCAUUCCCAGCAAUAUAGCCUGCCAGGCACAGAGACUUUCCCCCUAAUUUCUUUCAUCUAUUCCUGAACUCCACUGUCCCCUCUGACUCGUUUCUCGGGCCCCUUAUUUCAUUCACAGUACAGAUCCUGUCAAACCCCCUUCUUCUAUUUUGUUCACUUUAUCUUUCCUAACUCAAAUAUCCUUGUCAACAAUUGAAACUUUCAGAAUAAUCCUUGCCUAAGUGACCUGACACUGUUCACAGCCUGUUCUGAUUCCAGCAGGCUGUCCUUUGCUGCCUGUCUAGGCACCAGAAGAGGCAGUUUUCUUCCCGGUGUAGUUUGCAGCAGGAAAGAGCUGCAAUUUCAGAAAAACAACGCUCUUUCCACCCCACCCUCCCAAAGAUUCACUAGCACCCUGAAUAUCCUAGUGAUGUGUUUUUUGCAGGUAUCCAAGUACAAAAUAAAUAAAACUAAAAAAUAAAAGAGUUGUGUCUUGCCCAAACCUGAACAAGCAGAAGUCACGCCCCUGAUAGAAGCUAUCUGCCUCUCCCUGCCACUUUCAUGUCCUUGCAGAUCUCAUUGCAGACAUGAUCUGUAAAGUUGAUGUGGACUUCUUGCAUGUCUACCAGUUAGUGUGUCUCCUUUUAGCCUGUUUUUUUCUGAGAAAGAGUGAUUCUAUUCUGAUAUGAUUAUACUGUGCAUCUGGGCACCUGUCAACCUCUGUCCCACCACCCCAAGUGACUUUGGCUAGUUAAGAGGUGUGAAGGACCCUGAACUGUUAUGGUCUGGCACAUUUUUAGGAAAUGGAUGCACUGAUAGAAGAGGGAAGCCCAAAUCAGUGCCUCCGUAAAAGGGAAGGUAGAAAUUCAUACAACACCAGAGAAACCACACACGGGACAGUCCCAAGGAACCUGUUCCUGUAACUUCAACUGCCACAAGAAGCACUUGUUCUGCAAGUGCUCUUUUAAGAAAUGAUUGGACAGUUUUUCCAGAAGUUUCUUCAUACAGAUUGCCCUAAGACAGUCAUGAUGCCAAACUGCAAAUCCAUUAAAAUCUGGUAAAGCUGCAUUGGGGUACAAAGUUGAGCAACUGAUUGUUAAUGAUGCCACCAGCCCAUUCCCACUAAUAUCUUUUAAAAGUACAAUGGAGGCUAUCCUAAUUUAGUCACAGUAAUCUACAAGUUGAAACCAGCCCAGAUUAACAAGAUUGCCUGAGAAUAACAUAACCAGUGGAAGAAAUAACCUAAAGGAACAAUUUUCAGUAAGUGUUGAACUACAACACUGCAGUGCCAAUUAACCUGGCACAACAUGUCCUACAGCUCUUGUUUUAGCUUGCUUUUUUGUUAUUCACUGGAAGAAUGCACACUCCUUCCCUACCAGCUACAACUGGAGCUCUCUGCCACCUUCACAUCACUCUGCUGGGAACAAGGUAAGAUAAAUAGCAAACGUAUGUCACUGCAUAGCAACCAGCAUGAUUAAAUGCAGUAUGUGCCAAGUCUGUUAUUGGCCUCGAAAGUUCAUGGUUCCUCCCAGGAGUGCCAAAUAUUACAGUGAUAUUUGGAAACAGGAGAGAGGAAUCUAUUCUCUCAGAUGUCUUCCCCAACAAUGGAGUUCUGCAAGUCCUGCAGGCCUAACUGAUACUAACAUGUGCUCUUCUUGGCAAGGUAUGAUGGUGGUACAGAAAUGAAAAGGGUUUUUCUCUUUUUUGGGGUGUUUUGGAGCUGCGUUUUUCUCUUGUUGACAGAAUUGGUCAUUUGCAUUGAGAGUGUAGGGGCUGUCCUUGUGUUCAUGUAAAACUCUUCUUUGCUGUACUGUCCACAAAAAAACCUCUGAGCUGUAACAAGCCAGCUGGUGUUCUGAAGUACUGCCUACACUGCUGACUAAUACUCUCACUGUUUUCUGUCCUCACCUUGUCUUUUUUCCCCCAAUAAAAAUCUCUUGAACUUAA